AUGGUCACCCGUGAGGACGGCAGCAGACACGAGGUGCCCAGGGCCCGCCUGUUAAAUUGGUACGAAGGCCUUCUUGUCUUGCAAGAGCUUGAAGCGAAAAGUAAUGCAGGUGUCACUUGGUUUGACGACCGUUGCCGCAAUCUCUUGAUCCAGGAGCGCAGGAAGUACAAGUCCGGGAUCUCGGGCAGCCUUUGGGUCGAAAAGAAGCUCUUGAAUAUUUCCGUCACAGGUAAACGGUUGGAUGCAGAGGGCCCACACCUUACCCAUCGGCGGCCCGAGGUGAAAGAUGUAGAGAUUCCUGCAGGGAGCGAGGAUGAGGUAGUGCCGGGCUUGUUCAGCAUCGCUGACAUCACUGGCUACAUGCCCCCGUGGGAGGCCUGGUGCCACGAGCAUGCUGGCUUCUAUCAAGACUUCUAUAAGGUGCAGUGGAAGAGCGCUAAGGGCACAGCCUGGGCAGGAAUGAAUUUCUCAAAAGUGGAGAAUGGUGCCGUCGAAGCAGGUUCGACUUGGGAGCCUGACGACUGCAUACCGCCCAGCCUUGAUGGCAUGAGGUUGCGCGAAAAGACUCGGUGGUUCAAGCGCAAGCGCGACCAGGAGCAGAAGGCCGAGAAGGAGCUUGCCGAAGCCAUGAAGUCGAAGCGCCCUCGAAACGAGAGCUCAGCGAGGCCAGAGCCGCCGGCAAACAUGGGCCGGUACAGGCGCAAUGGCAAACCCCUCAUGAAAGACCAGUUCCUUCAGAUUGGCCACGACUUUGAUCCGUCUGAAGCAAGCAAGGAUAUUUGUAGCGGCUGGCCGAAGAGAGCCGAGGACUAUCCCCCCGGCUACGGAUGCGCAGACCCACCCGGACUCUGCAAUGCCACAUGUGAUUGUAUGGAUGACAACAGAGUUCUGCCGCGCGAGGAAGUGACGAAGAUGUGGCUCGAGGAUCCGAGACGCUCCUCCGAUGCGAGCCUGGCCAUUCAGAAUCUGAGCCUGCAAACGCACUUCGUCACGAAAAGGGGCUCGUUUUCGAAGGAGCACCGCUUUGAGCCUGUCCAGACAGGCCAUACAAACCAGACGACGCACACGAACGCGGCGCUGAAUCUUUGCAAAGUUUUGGAGGAGUCGGUCCGAUCGGUGCUUAAGGACCUGCCCAUGUUGGCCCUCCAACAGAACGGAGAUUCGGUUCGAAUCCCUCGCGCCCUACUCAAGCCGUCCGACAAUUUUGUGCCGGUACGAGUCCAGCUGUCACAGACUUCUGCUGCUCGAACAUGGCUGUCUCUCAGUGAGGAUGGCAAGCUGUCUCUCAUUGGCAACGGCCCUCCAAGCCGGCCAGCGCCUUUCAGAGUGGAAUUCGUCCACUCGGAGUCGGAGUGGGAGGGAUUGACUGAUGUUGUGGACUGCAUGGUCACCGACACCCAGCAGAAGCCCUGGCUGUCGGCUUCGGCAACAAUCGCGGCGCGGUUCACGAAUGUGGCGCUCUGUCCUUUGUCACGCAAUGUUCGCGUGGUUCUGCAGGAGCAUCUUCGAAAGAUGUUCAGCCUCGAAACGAAGGUAGCGAAGGAAGUUUCCCUUGGCCGCUGGCUCGAUGUUGUGGACAUGCUCAUCCACAUGCUCCGGACGACAGCAAUGGUUGACUUUGUGAGGUCCGAUGCUCAAACCUCUCGGCAACCUCCACGAGCUGCGGCUGUCGCUCAAGCUCGAUAA
Symbiodinium necroappetens is the source of this 1686-nucleotide messenger RNA. The record is from the annotation of a GenBank genome assembly. NCBI's taxonomy places the organism in Eukaryota, Dinophyceae, Suessiales, Symbiodiniaceae.